Molecule: messenger RNA, 948 nt
Organism: Neoarthrinium moseri
Lineage: Eukaryota; Fungi; Ascomycota; Sordariomycetes; Amphisphaeriales; Apiosporaceae
Exons: 1
Coding region: 1-948 (315 amino acids)
Molecular function (GO): hydrolase activity
Source: RefSeq, a predicted model, not a curated record
AUGGCCUCUCAUGGCUUUUUCACGUAUCUGCGGCUUAAGCUCGUGGCCACCCUCAUCAGAUUCGUAGCCCGAAUGGCUCUAGCCCAGCGGGACCGUCAAUUGCCCGGCAACAUCGAGCCGCAGCGCAUUCGCAUUGCGUCCCGUGAGAAAGGGCGUUCCAUCAACGCCGACCUCUACUACCCGCCCUCAACCGAGAGCAGCGGGCCGGGCCCUGGGAAGAGGCCGGUGCUCGUCAACUGGCACGGCAGCGGUUUCAUGGUUCCUGGUCUCGGAUCGGAUCGUGCUUUCUGCGCUCGGGUCGCGCGGGAGGCCGGCAUCAUAGUUGUGGACGCGGACUAUCGCAAGGCUCCGGAGUGCCCGUUUCCUGCUGCCGUAGAGGAUGUCGAGGACGCGUUAAGGUGGAUUCUCAGCCGUCCGGAUGAGUUUGAUCCAAACCGCGUUGCUGUCUCUGGAUUCAGUGCUGGAGGCAACCUGGCGCUCGUGGCUUCUUCUUCGCUUCGGCACGACCUUUCUCUGGCUGGGAUUGACAUAUCUGCAGUCAUUGCCGUCUACCCCCCUACCGACCUUUCCAUCCAUGCACGUGCAAAGACGGUCCCGGACCCGGUGAAGCCCAUCCCAGGCGGCAUUGCAGCCCUACUGGAUGAUUGUUACACUCCGGACCCGGCCACUCGCAAGGACCCGCGAGUCUCACCCUCGCUGGCCGAGCCGUCGUUGUUCCCGAACUUGGUGGCUAUUUUCACUUGCCAGGGCGACACUUUAUCCCCAGAAGCCAAUGCCUUGGCCGAUAGGCUCCAAGGCGGGAAGCGGCAGGUCGUUCAUCACACAUUGCCUGGAAUGCCCCAUGCUUUCGACAAAGGAUGUGAAGAGGGAACUCCCAAAUGGGAACAGAGGGAGUUUGCCUAUUCGUCGAUCAUCAAGACUCUGAAAAAGCAAUUCCCUGCGUACUAG